Entamoeba invadens IP1 is the source of this 891-nucleotide messenger RNA. RefSeq lists its product as hypothetical. Bases 1 to 891 code for a protein of 296 amino acids. The transcript has a single exon. The record is from RefSeq and is a predicted model, not a curated record. Lineage: Eukaryota; Evosea; Mastigamoebida; Endamoebidae.
AUGAGACUAAAUUUAAAUGGACUUGCAGACACCCUCAACAAGUUAGAUUCAGGUAUCAAAAAUUCAUUUGAUAAGAAAACAGUUCCUGUUGACAACACAUUAAGUCUUGAUGAUCAGAUGAAUAUUCUCAACAGCAAUUUGGCUAUUACAAACGAUCAAAUGGCGUCUUACGAAAAGUAUUCUGGAUGUUGUUGUUCUCUUUUUGAGACUCUUUGCACGAUGACUCAAAUGCUCGAAAGCACUAUAACAGCAAAUACAGAUGUUAAACAAUGGUUGUUAAGAAAAUUGAAUAGUUUCCAGGCCAAAAAGACUGAUCUAGACAAUCAAAUCAAAGAACAUGAACAAAAAAAUCACCAAGAAAUUGAUGAAAGAAAUGAAAGAAAAUCAGUGCUUUUACAACAAGAAAAUUUGAAUGGGGUAAAACAAGGAAACGACUCUUUAUUAAUAAAAACAGAAAACUUGUUUAUUGAUCAACCAAAAAUCAUUCAAACAAAUAAAUUCAUUCCAAAGUUGAACGAAGAAGAAGAUGUGCAAGUCAAUAUAAUACCCAAAGAAAGAUCCGGAACACCAGAAAAGAAGUUGGAUGAUGACUUAAAAUCACAAGAUAAAGAGGUGCAACGUAUUAUGCCCAAAAUGCGAAUUAUCAAAGAAAAACAAAAGAGUGACUCCAGUUUGUUUAUUCGUUCUUUUGAAACGAAAUUUCCGCCAUUGGAAAGUAGUUGGUCGCCAUCUGAAAAAUUGUUUGUGAACAGAAACAUUGCUGGCGUUGUGAAAUUUGAUUUGCAAAAGACAGAAGAUGAAACCAAUGUGGGUCAUGCGGAAACAAAAAAUGAACACGACGAAAAAACAAUAGAAAUAAUAAGACAAAACAACACUGAAACGAAAAAUUGA